AAGAGGGAUGCUGCGCUCCAUCCAAGCCGAGCGGGCUGCGCGGUUUUACGCGCGGUGGCACAACUACGGCCAUCUAAAAAGAUGCCAAGGCUUCCUGCGGUUAUCCUGAUUGUGCCAGUGAUGCUGUUAGCCUUGGUCAAGCCAGCAUCUGCUCAUCCUCAAUGCCUGGACUUCAAGCCACCUUUUAAACCUCCAUGGCACCUGGAGUUUUGCAAUCAGUAUGAGCAGUUUGGAUGCUGCGACCAGGGAACUGACAACAUGAUCGCGGAGAGGUACUGGGACAUCAUUGAACAACUGGAAGCGGCAGGUCAUGAGCUCUGUACCGACAUGCUGAAGGAAAUUAUGUGCCAGGAAUGCUCGCCAUAUGCUGCCCACCUCUACGAUGCUGAAGACCCCUACACACCUGUGAGAGAAAUUCCCGGUCUUUGCUUUGACUACUGCUCUGAGUUUCAUUCCAAAUGUCGCCACGUGCUUAAAUAUUUAACAGUCAACCAGCUGCUGCUGUACGCCGCAGAGCGCGACGUAACCACGUUCUGCAGCAUGGUAGACCUGCCUGACCAAGACUACUGCUACCCCACUGUUUUGAAAAGCUCUGACCUCAAUAGUAACCUGGGACAGGUGGUAGAGGACCCAAGAGGUUGUCUCCAGUUGUGCCUGACUGAAGUGGCCAACAAUCUCAGGAACCCAGUGCUGAUGCUGCACAGUGGAGAUGACACACAUCGAAUGUUUAUUGCAGAACAGAUGGGCUUUGUUUGGGUUUACCUACGCGACGGCAGCCGGCUGGAGCAGCCUUUCCUGGAUAUGAGCGGGGAGGUGUUGACCACUCCAUGGCUGGGGGAUGAGAGAGGAUUCCUAGGAAUGGCUUUCCACCCAAAGUACCGGGAUAAUGGACGCUUCUUUAUUUACUAUUCCAUCCAGGUCAGCAGUGAGCUGGAAAAAAUCAGGAUCAGCGAGAUGAAGGUGUCUGCCUAUGACAUGAACGUGGCUGAUCCCUACUCAGAGAGGCUCAUUUUAGAGAUCGAGGAGCCAGCCGCAAACCACAACGGAGGCCAGCUGCUUUUUGGUGUUGACGGCUAUUUGUAUAUCUUCACUGGAGACGGUGGAAAAGCUGGGGAUCCAUUUGGGAAGUAUGGCAACGCACAAAACAAAAGUGCUCUUUUGGGAAAAGUGCUUCGCAUUGAUGUGGAUGGAAGUGACCCCAGUGGCAUGCCAUACAGGAUCCCCCCUGACAACCCAUUCCUCAGGGACCCAGGUGCCCGGCCAGAGGUGUUUGCUUAUGGGGUAAGAAACAUGUGGCGAUGUUCCGUGGACCGUGGAGACCCGGUGAGUGGCUACGGCAGAGGUCGGAUAUUCUGCGGGGAUGUUGGUCAAAAUCGCUACGAGGAGAUUGACAUUAUUAUCAAAGGAGGAAACUAUGGAUGGAGGGCCAAAGAGGGCUUCGAGUGCUACGACAUGAAAUUGUGCCAAAACUCCUCCCUGAAUGACAUCCUCCCUAUAUUUGCAUACAGCCAUCAUGUCGGGAAGUCUGUGACAGGGGGGUAUGUGUACAGAGGAUGUGAAUCACCCAAUCUGAAUGGCUUGUACAUUUUCGGAGACUUCAUGAGUGGUCGAAUUAUGGCUUUAGAGGAAGACAGGACAACAGGAAACUGGAAAGAGAGGAGUGUGUGUAUGGGUGAUACGCAGACUUGCUCUUUUCCCGGACUCAUCAAUCAACACCACAAGUUCAUCAUCUCAUUUGCUGAAGAUGAAGCAGGGGAGCUGUACUUCCUGGCUACGUCAUACCCGAGUGCCAUGUCUGCUUUUGGAACUGUGUUUAAAUUCAUGGACCCCUCCAGGAGAGCACCUCCUGGGAAAUGUAAGCAAAAGCCACUCCCUGUCAAAGUGAGGGGAAAAAAGUUUCCAUUUGUGCCAAAGGAAUUGACUGUACUGGGCACAAAUGAAAAACCUACCAGACCACCGCCAAGAAAAUUCAAACUCCCCACCAAACCGCCGGUGAGGAGCAACCAGAUCAAACCUACGAUGACUGCAGCAGGCAACUCAACGACGGGCACCGCUGUAAAGGUCAAACCGAAAUCAUCGGACAAAGACACGAAGAAGAAAAAUAUGCUGAAACCAUGGAAAAAAGACAAAAUGCUGAACAAGAAAAAAGCCAGCACACAAGCAAAGAAGAAUACUUUGAAGCAGAAAUCUAAGGAGACAACUGUCAGCGUCAAAGAUAAAGUAAAACCAAAGACAAAUCAAACUGCCACAGAGACUUUAAACACUUCAAACGCCCACAAUGGCCUGAAAGAUAACAAAAUCCACACAAAGAGGAAGAUACACCAGAGGAAAGCUGCGCAGAAGCAAAGUGGACCAAAGAUGACGAUUAAAGAAUCUACAAAAGAGUAUCCUGCCUUUGUGAACAAAACUAAGACAAACUUCAACGUAAGAAGCAACAGAACACUAACAAGACAGCUUAAGCUAUGGAAAGAGUUAUUCCACUCCCAUGUAUGCACAGAGACAGCAGCUUAGUGCAAAGGCUAACGACAGAGGCAAGCUCCUGAAGACUGGCUCUAUCAGAGAAUCAAUUCACCAGCACUUCUAAAGAUUGCUAAUUAUUAUUUUACCUUUAUUGUUGCCACCGGAGUCUCCAAUUCCAGAUAUCAGCAGCCUCUGCCAAAAUGCUGAACAAUUCCUUUAAAGCAGUGUUUCUCAUAUUGGUUACCAGUAGAAAGUACAGCAGUGAGUACUUGAGAUUUUUAUAUUCAUUUAAAUACCAGUUAUGCAUAUCUCUGAAAAUAAACUUAAAUAAACUAAAUUUCAUAUUCAG
This is a messenger RNA of Maylandia zebra (zebra mbuna), 2809 nucleotides long. RefSeq names its product HHIP-like 2 (gene hhipl2). Lineage: Eukaryota; Metazoa; Chordata; Actinopteri; Cichliformes; Cichlidae. The record is from RefSeq and is a predicted model, not a curated record.